AUGUCGAUAUCGAACGGGAAAACUUCUUCCGACAUCGAGAACGUGGACUGGAACUCGUCCGGGAUGUUAACGCACACCAGAUACGGUUCCACCAGCAGUCAGGUGUCGCAGAGCAGUGGCGACAUUUGCCGCAUCUGUCACUGCGAAUCGGACACCCACAACCCGCUGCUGACGCCCUGCUACUGCUCCGGAAGUCUAAAGUUCGUGCACCAGACCUGUCUGCAGCAAUGGCUGACGGCGUCGGAAACGAAUGCCUGCGAACUGUGCAAGUUCCCGUUCAUCAUGCACACGAAAAUCAAACCAUUCAACGAGUGGCGCAGUUUGGAUAUGUCCGGUGUGGAACGUCGUCGGCUGUGCUGCGCGGUACUGUUUCACUGUGCGGCCGGUUUAUGUGUCAUCUGGUCGUUGUGCGUGCUGAUCGAGCGAGCCGCCGAGGAGGUACGGCGUGGACAGAUCGGGUGGCCUUUCUGGACGAAGCUGAUCGUGGUGACGGUUGGGCUGACCGGUGGCGUCGUGUUUAUGUACAUCCAGUGCAAGCAGUAUUUGAAUCUUUGCAACCGUUGGCGUGCUAGAAAUCGCAUACUGCUCAUACAGAACGUUCCCGAGAAGAUCCACCCGCCGCAGUCGCCCCAGAUGCCGCAGUUUCGUCGCGUCCGUACGGCCGCUACUUCCGGCCAACCGCUCGGCGGUACGAUGGGCAUCAAUGCGGUCAAUAAUGCGGUGACGGCAGCGUCCGUGGCUGCUGCAGCGGCCGCCGCAGCCCGUCAAUCAUCGUUCGAUCAUCCGCUGGGCGCGGCCACGGUAAAUGUUAGCAUUGGUGGACCAUCGGCGGGUGCGGGCGGUGGAAACCACUGCGAGCUGCAGCUCAACCAGCAGGGUCAGAUCAUUGCGGCCAACAUUGAGAGUAAUUCGAUCGGUGGGUACGAUCGUGACUGGACGCUGGACGACAUCAGUCAGGUGUCGUUCAAGCCGUGUCUGCAGGGUAGCGGCAGCCUAACGCCGAUGCCGUUCCACGACUCGGUGCACAACAUCUGCGAGACGACGACGGGCAGUGGCAGCGGUAUAAUGGUGAUGAGUGCCACCUCAACCACGGCAGCCGGUGGGGCGGCUUCCAUCAAUAAUAAUGGCAGCAGCAGCAGCCAUCGCUAUUCAACCGUGUCCACCACAUCGAAUCAAUGCGGUGAGCAGGUGGCGAAUAAUGGAGCCGCUGCUGGUGGCAAAACCGGCGGUACCGGCGGUCCGGAGUUAAGUUUGCUCAGUAAGCUGAACAAUGGGGCGACAGAGCGAAGCAGAAGUAACUCACCCAACGUUGCACCGUCAACGGUAACGACCACACAGGCCGUCCCAACGCCGGGUGCGAUGGGACGCUACGUGAAUUCGGCCAUAUUCCUCGAAAAUCGUGAUAUUUUAAACGAUCCCUCCAUGGGACCGAACGGACAGGAUGAUACGGCGGCAAGCAAACUGUACCAUCGCCACUCGACGGUGCUGGCCGGGCAACCGACCGUGUCCGGGUUUGGUAGGGAUGAACCGCUGCCCGCCGGCACGUGUGGUGCGCACGAACCGAACAAAUCAUUCCGUCGCUACUCGGACACGAAGCUGCUGCAGAAGCAAUCGCUUAGCUUCCCGCAGGAACCGCUCGCACUGUGCGAGAUCGGUACGCACACCAAAGAUCAGCUAUUGCUCAAUCCCAAAAGCAUCAUCUACGACAUGACGAGCCUGCUGGGACCGGCGGUCGAUCCGGCAAACGGUGCCGACCGGACGCUCAUGACGGGUGGUGAUAUGGCGAACAGUCGCGCUCACCACAGCCAUCAUCAUCAUCAUCACCACCAUCAUCCGCAUCAUCAUCAUCGGCACCAUCACGGUGCGUAUCAUCCUCAUCCGCAUCCGCUUUCAUCGCCCGAUGGUCGAUCGGGGGAAGAUUCCAUCCAGCAGAACGCACUCCAGACGACUGACAUCCAGUUCGAAAGUGGCGGCCCACUAGACGAUGAUGCGCUGGAGAUGAAUAUACAGGAGAUACUCGAGUACGAUCAGCUUCAGCAGCAGCAGCAGCAGCAGCAACAGCAGCAUUAUUUCUCACAGGACAAACAUCCGCGUGCGAACGUGGAGCAGCGGUUAUCGCUCGAGAACAUCCUGCAGUCGUCGUAUCACGAUGAUCCGGGAGCGGUCCCGGUACGUCCGUACUACGACCAUCAUGGUCAUUCGAUGCUGUCGCUUAGUCUCGCCAGCAAAACGCCCCCUCCUCACCCACCUUCCGCCCUUCUCACGGGGGGUAGUAGCCAUGUUCAGCCGCAGGCACUGUCCACCGAUUAUCCGUACCCUCGCUCAACGAUGGCCGGUACCGUCGUCGUAGCGGACAGUGAUCAGCAGCACCAUCGUCCCUAUCAUCAACAGCAGCACCAGCCGUUGCAUGCGCAGCUGCAACAGCAACGCUCACACUGCUGUGGCGAAACACCGGACGCUUCGAAUCGGUUCGCCAGCGACAGCAACAAGCUGAAGCUGUUCAAAUCGCUGCCCAAUCUGAGCGCGAGCAGUGAAAAUUUGCUCCCAUGA
Messenger RNA from Anopheles marshallii, 2550 nucleotides. RefSeq lists its product as uncharacterized. The record is from RefSeq and is a predicted model, not a curated record. Gene Ontology annotation, molecular function: zinc ion binding; ubiquitin protein ligase activity; MHC protein binding. The transcript has 4 exons. NCBI's taxonomy places the organism in Eukaryota, Metazoa, Arthropoda, Insecta, Diptera, Culicidae. Gene Ontology annotation, biological process: antigen processing and presentation of peptide antigen via MHC class II; immune response; protein polyubiquitination. The coding region runs from base 1 to 2550 and encodes 849 amino acids. Gene Ontology annotation, cellular component: late endosome membrane; early endosome membrane; cytoplasm.